Canis lupus familiaris (dog) is the source of this 6238-nucleotide messenger RNA. RefSeq lists its product as uncharacterized. NCBI's taxonomy places the organism in Eukaryota, Metazoa, Chordata, Mammalia, Carnivora, Canidae. Bases 4229 to 5176 code for a protein of 315 amino acids. The transcript has 2 exons. The record is from RefSeq and is a predicted model, not a curated record.
CGCCCUCGCCCUCGCCCUCGCGCGGCCCCGGCUGCGCCCGGAUUCUGGCACCUUCCUCGCUAAAUAGGGAAACUCUCCCCCCCCUGGAUUCUCGCCACCACCUCCACUUCGUUAGCUUCUCCCUGAUUAUUCAAGCAUACACAGGAAUAUGGGCUUUAUGAAGUCCUUUUAAUUAUAAAAACAGUAUAAAAUUAAAAUCAUACGGAUAAAACAUAAAUAUAAAAUAUAUGGGUUUAAAGAUUUGCCCCCCCCCCAAAAAAAAAAAAAACCUUUCUCUUUUGAGAGAUUUUUUUUCUUGGCAACCAGUACCUAGUAUGAGUUCCUGAACUGGUGACUGUUGGGAUCCUACCUUCUCCGUGGGUAAGCCCGUUAAUCCACUUGAAGGCACUUCAGCACCAGAUCACGGGGAAGAGAGUAACAGCUUCCACAUUCUCACCGACGUGUGAUCGUGGGCUUUCCGGGCGUGUACAACAGCACUUCCAUAAAGCGUGACAAACGGAUAAGGGCAACCCACUGGGAUACGCCUUCCCUCACUGAGGAGUCUCCUUGGACGUGAGUGUGAUGAAUCUCUGGGACCCCUGAUGCAGCCGUCCCCAAGGAGCACAGACGCUAGAAGAGGAGGCACAUUCCUUGAAGGAGACUCUGCUGUCUUUGGAACAGAGAACACAGCAGGUGCCUCUAUGAGGAACACGGAGCCGCAUGUUCCCUCCCUUCCUCGAUCAACGCCAAGCACACGACGUUUCUCAAGCAUCCUCUGGACAGGAAACGUUCUCUCGCAAUGUGAUCCCGUCACAACAUGCCAGGCAUGUGACAUGCUCUCCACGUUUUUGGGUCACCAUGGCUGGUUUCCCAACCAUGACCCCAGGCCUGGUCCCCACAGUUGUGAUAGCACAGCUUCCAUCAUGACCUGCGUGUCCACAGCGUGGAACGAGGUUGGGGGAGGCCCAGAACCAGCCACGGGAGCGGCAACAGCAUCCAGGAGCCGCUGCAGGAGCGGAGAAUGACCACGGACGCCCUGUCCUGCUGUCCUGCGAGGGCCAAGGCCCGCAGGGAAGAGGGUGACCCCUGCCUGGCAACCAAGAGAGUCCUUUCCAGAAAACCAGCAGCACCUUCAGCAAAUAUUUACGAGGUGCUGUGUGUGGCCGCUGCACUGCCGCGAUACACUACCACCGCUGAGUGGUGCAGACGACAGAAACCGGUUUUCUCACCGUUCUGAAGGCUGGAAGUCUGAGAUCAAGGGUCUGGUUUCUUUGGAAGCAUCUUGCCUCAGGAGGGGGCGUCCUCUGCCCGUGUCCGCCCGGUCGGCCCUCUCUCACAGGACACCUGUCACAUUGGGUCAGGGCCCGGUGGCCUCAGUUGACCUGAAUCACCUCUUUAAUCGUCCCACCUCCGAUGCGGUCACAUUCUGUCCCCCGCGGUCACCACUCCUAGGUUUUUCCUACUCCUCCAACGUGCCAACAUAGUACACAAACCUCCCGUUCUUCUGUUUGAUCAAAAAAUCCAUAUUUUUUGAUCCAGGUAAACGCUUUUAUUAUCCAGACACGGGUCACAAGUCCCCACCCACGCCUUGAUAAAACCUAACGUCGUAUUUAUGUUCCCUUAUUCGGCUUGAACGUAUUUUUCUGUAGUCCCCAUGCCCUGCUUCGUAGACAGACCCUUUCCACUGCAGGUGCACCUUUCAAAUCUGUUAAUCAUUUGGGCUGCGAGGUAGGAGCUCCUUCUCUCGCUUCAUUUCUUCUCCCUGUCACCCCGACUCUCACGGCAACAGGCCGUACGCUCUUAUCUGAGCUUUUUGAAUCCUCCUCUCAGGCGUCUCUGCUUCUCGUCUCAGCAGGUUAAGGCAUCACGUGCUACCCCAGGCGUCUGGCACCUGCUUCCUGAGCAGAGGCUUGCUCUUCUGCUCCGUCCCCUGGGGUCCACCACAGAUGCAGCUCCGAGCCGGACCUGCCCGACACUCAACGCAGGACGUCCCCAUUGGCUGCAGCCGCGUUUCCUCUCACAGGUGGAAACGGCUCAUCUUCGACCUCAGGGAAGGGUGGCAGAAACAGAGGGCUGGGCUUGGAGACCGCCUGGCACUCAGAACUUCUUGUUUAGAAUCAUGUUUUAUAGGAACGAGGGGAAAACUAAAUUCAGGGAAGCAUCAAAAGCCCUGAAGACGUGCACAGACAUUUCUAGGACUAACAGACACACUGUUUGCAGCAUCGUUUAUUGUGUGGUCAUGGAAUUGGCGCGUUCACAGUUACUGAAGUUCACACCACUGUGAUCGCCCUGCAGACAGAGCAACCUGAAAGGAAAAACUUCAAAAUGCGCAAGAACAAUAAAUAUCAAACGUUCUGAUCUAAAAUGUAUAAAUAUAAAAUAUCAGUCAUUUCAGGAAACGUCUUAAGAAAAUCCCGCAACCUCAGGUCCAGGGACCGGUGUCCGGCGUCAAUGGUGCUCGUCUUCAGAACACAUCACCUUAGAUCCAGCAUGGUUAUUUUUAUGUCUUUUAUCAACACAUGUUUGCAGACCUAGGAAAAAAAAUAAUUGGUUUUACGUCAGAAUGUUUAACAUGAUUCUCUGCAGAAAGGGAAUAUGAAUUUCCUAAUUUAAAAUGUUCCUAAUUUUUGAAAAUGUUUCCGAUCAGAACAAAUAAAAUGGUGUUCAUUCACUUCCAACAAACACACACAUACAGAGGUUGCCAAGUAACUGUCAUUUUAGGUAGAUUCUGACUUUAAUGUUUCUGUGAUGUUACGGCUGGAGAAGCACCACGUGAGCAGUUAGAAAAGAUAUAGUCGGGUGUCCCUCUGGGGCUGUAGGAAGCCAGCCCAGACGUGUGGUUGCAGUUUUCACUGUUACGGAAACAUUAAUCUGUCCACACGGAGCAGAAGGAUCCAUGGGACAGUCAUCUCAUUUUCUUUAAUCGUUUCCUCCCGGGGUCUGAGGAAACUAGCUUGUGAAGCGUCAGGACGAUACAUAAAUGGAAAGGGGGCUCGUGCAUGACUGACCGGCCGCAGGGAUACUGGUGUUGCACGUGCAGUAAUAGGGCAAGAAAUCGGGAGUAACUACAAAGACCGAUGACCUCUCAGGGUCAGGAAGCUCCAGGCGAAGCAGUGCAGCGUUUUAGGCCGUAGCGCACCCUCCCCGAAUCCGUAAGGACAAUAAAUGAAGAGGUGAAAAGUAAGUGUGAACAACAGCCAGCACAGUGUACUCACGCUGAACAGCCUGGGGUCCUUGGUGUGUGGGUGAAAGCCCUUCUUUUUACAAGCGGAGACCUCAAGCAUGCCGGCGUUGGUGAGCCUGAAAAUGCCAGUGCUGUUUCCGGGUGCAAACAAAAGGGACAAAGUCAGAGAUCGUUGGGCUGCGGGGGGCGGAGUCAUAGGCAAGUCCCACGGCCAGCACAGACCCCCACGCGGGGUGGGUCCCACGACCCUGAGGUCAUGACCUUAGCUGAAAGCGCGAGUGGGGCGCUUCACCACCUUAGCCACCUGCGUGCCCUCACAGUGGUCUUUCAGGCCGACUUUACCACAGGGGUGCAGAUGGGGAGUCCCCGGGGGCUGACACCAGCUGCAGGCGCCCACUGGGCCUCAGGGUGGGGGCCGCGGACCCGAACUGUCCCGUGAGGCCGGAGAGGAAGCAGGCCCCGUGGGAGGAGACCCCAGGCGGCACCUACAGCUCCUGUUUGUAAUCAUGCGCACGCCGUUCAAAGCAGCAGCACCUGCGUGAGUGGCGGCGGCUGCCAGACCUGGGCGUAGCUCUCCUCGCCGACCCCCUGCAGCGGCUCCUUCCCACCCCUCCCGACGGGCGGGCCCGAGGGGCCUGGGGCUCCAGGGGCAGGUGUCCUGCUGGCCUCGCGCAUGCGGGGCCGCAGCCAAGGUUCCACCCGGAGUUGUCCAACUCCUCGGCUCAUAAUCUGUGCCUAGCGGUCACUGUCUCCAACCCCGUGGACAGGCUCUGGAGGUCACGAGCUAAGGCUGGGAAAUAACCCCGUUUAUGCAGCUGGCGAUCACGCUCCCAGGAGCCCCGGGCAUUCUGCGGAAAGGACCUUAAGUGACACCAAGCCUGCAGAGCCGCAGGUGGGGGCGGAGACCCUGCGUCCCCAGCCGAGAGCCCACGCCCCCUCAGGCGCGGCCAGCACUUACUCCUUGUGCUUCGGGGAGCAGACGACGGCAAUCGCCUCGGGCAGCAUGAGCUGGUAGGAGCAGUGGGUGUGCAGGUCCACGCUGGACAAGAAGGCAGUCUGCGUAGGAUGCGUCUGCCAACAGGAAAGAGGAGGGCCUUACCGGGUCGUCGUCGCGGCCCAGGCCACACCGCCCUGCAAGAAGUCUCCAGGGACCAGCCUGUCCUUCUUGACUGUCACUCAUCAAAUCGGACUUUUACAAACGCUUCGCGCCCCCGUGGAACGACCACGAUCGGGGAGGGGGGCCCUGGCUCGUGCCCGCGUGCUUCCUGCUUACUAGGGAGGCCAGGUCGCCACGCCAGGAGCCGGGGGAGUCGCCCCAGCACCCCGUCUCCCACAGGGGCCCGGCGCCUCGGGGUCAGUUGCCCGUCCUCACACAGCCGCUCAGCGGCACAGCUGGGGUCGAAACCCAGAGCGACUGUUGGCAAACCCGCGGCCGCGAGAGGAAGGCCUUUCGCGGGGUUACCACGCCGCACUGCGCGCCGUCCGUGGGCCGUCAUUCCCUACAAGCAGGAGAGCAGAAGCCUCCGGGUGCCUGGAGACGGUCGGGGCUCAUCCCCCCGGCAAGUGCACACUUGCACGGUGACAAGGACGGGGUCUGCAUUGGGAAGUGUACCUUCCAGCUUUGGGGCCAUAUGCAGACUUGUGCUUCCAAGACACGGAUUGGAGGCUCACACGAGUGUGAAACGCACGUGCACCCAUCAUGAUCUUAGAAUUCACAGUCAGCCCCAAUUACUCUUGAAAAAGGAAAGGGACCCGUUUAAUCAGGAAACCUGGGUCCCAGCAAGCAGUGUCUGGGUCCUGCGCCCGUCGCUCACUGGCUGUGUGACGCUGAGAAGGCCACUUAACCCCACAUGCCCAUUUCCUGGGCUGCUCAAAGACAGUAUUUCCUCAUCAGGUCGCUGCGUUAAAAUUAAAUGUGGUCAUCCACGUAAAAUCCUCAGGACAGUGCCUAACACAGAAAGGAACCAAAAUCGUCCGCUGCAUCUGUUACUGUCUUUGCUGCCAUUAUUUUAAUAUUGUCUUGGUCUACAAAGACACAGGCCAACUGAGGACCGGGAUUAUCCCACCUUUUCUAACCCAGAGCAUUCGUGAGACUGAGGACGAGGGUCUGCCCGCCUGCUGACCUGUGCAAACCCGCUGUCACCACGUGAGCCAUCUAUGCCAGCAGGGGUGGGGGUACAAACUGCCCAGAGGUCUCCAGGGCUCCGGGCGGCAGCGAGCGACUGUCGGACACACAAUGCCCGGCGGCCCCGGGGCUCGCAGACUGAAUGUGCACGGCACAUGCCCAAGCCCCUUCUUUCUGCCAGGAGCAGUCACGUGCACCCCAGAAUAACCGCUCCUCCGUGGAGAGCGAUGCAGCCGCCACCCCGACGGAUAGAAGGACCAAGGCAUGGCCCUGCCCUGGACGCUGAUGGCCGCAGGUGCCACUGGCUGCGAUGGCGGGCCAGGCUCUGAGCAGGUCACCCCACAUGUUAUCUCAUUCGACUCUUAGACACGAGGAAAGUGCUGUGUUCACCUAGGAAUCGUGCCACGGAAUUCACGGACUCCUCUCCUCUAACACAGGCCGGGGUAAGCUGGUUACCGUGACGGCUGCUCUGUGGAUGGUGACACAGAUGCAUGGAUCGCUUACCUAACGGGCCCACGUUCCUGUAAUGAAUUCUGAGCAGAGUUGAGAUCUGAACGUGGGUGUUUUCAUUCAUAAGCCCUUUCGGGGUGCCUGGGGGGCUCCGUGGCUGAGCGUCUGCCUUCAGCUCAGGGCGUGACCCCGGGGGCCUGGGAUCGAGUCCCAUAUCGGGCUCCCUGCAGGGAGCCUGCUUCUCCCUCUGCCUGGGUCUCUCAUGAAUGAAUAAGUCUUUAAAAAAAAAAUUCAUAAGCUCUUUCUCACGCCUACGAUGGCCUGGUAGGUGCUGGAACCCAGGAUUGCUCCACCGCGGCUGUUUACACAGUGGUACCUUCCUCCCUGGCCUGCGGGGGAGAAGCAGAAGGAUGAAUGGCCCCUGUUUGAUAUAUAAAAACAUUUGCUUAAAAGAAACUUUUUCCGGGGCACCUGGGAGGCUCCGUGGGGGGAGCGUCUGC